AGGACACUGAGCUCAGCACUGUCACUUCCACCCAGCCCUGCUCAACGGUGCUUCCGAGCAGCAGGUGGCGCGAGGGAUGCUGAGCCAGAGGCGCACGCAGGCGGUGCUGGCGCUGUGCCUGCUGCUGCUGCUGUGGCAAAGCUUCCGAGCCCCCCGGGAUGGCCCCGGGGCUCCCUCCCGCCUCGCCCCCCGUGCCCGCUGCCCCGGCACCAACAGCUCCGCCUGGUUCAGCGCCCGCUACGACCCGGCCGUGGAGCCUCUGCUGCCGGGCAGGGCCCCCGAGCUGCCCGCGGAGGUGGUUCAGUGGUGGCUGAGCCUGCAGGGUCCCUCCAGGGCUGUCCAGCUCCAGCCCAUAAUUCGGCAGCUCUUCACUGUCUUCCCGGCCCCGACCGGCAGCGCGUGGGACCCGUCUGGCUGCAGGACGUGUGCUGUGGUGGGGAACUCGGGGCAGCUGCAGGGCUCCGGCCACGGGCUGCGGAUCGACGCCCACGACUGGGUGCUGCGGAUGAACAGAGCACAGAUCGCUGGCUUUGAGCUGGAUGUUGGCAGGAGAACCACCCACCACUUCAUGUACCCAGAGAGCGCAGUGAACCUCGCGCCUGGCACCCACCUGGUCCUUGUCCCCUUCAAGCCUCUGGACCUGCAGUGGGUGGCCAGCGCCUUCUCCACCGGAGAGCUCACGCGCACGUACGCGAGAGUGAAGCGGUUCAUCCAAGCUGACCGACACAAGGUGCUGAUCCUGAGCCCAGCUUUCCUCAAGUACAUCCACGACAACUGGACGCAGCGACGCGGCCGGUACCCGUCCACCGGCUUCACCGCCCUGCUCUUCGCCCUGCACACCUGCCAGCAGGUCUCUGUGUUUGGCUUUGGCGCAGACAGCCAAGGGAACUGGCACCACUACUGGGAGAAAAACCGCUGGCCCGGAGCCUUUCGCAGGACCAGGGUCCAUGAUGCUGAGGUUGAAUUCAGCCUCAUCGAGAGGCUGGCAGCUGAGGGCAGGAUUUUGUUCUACAAAUGAUGCCUUUCCCAGAAACUGAGGCCAGGCUGCUGGCACAGGGACUGGCAGCCCCCAGCACCACCAGUAGCUGCUGCUGGAUCUUGCUUCUCCCCCAGCAGCACCACAUGCCAGGGCUCACACACCCUGCCAGCCCCAGGCUCCUGGCACUGCCUCUGCUGGUCCCACCAGCUGGGCGAGGUGACACACUCCUUGGCACUGGGGACACCGUGUUAGGCUGGACACGGGGUGGGCACAGCUCUGCAACACUGGCUGGGAGAGAGGGAGGGGAGACAGUGGGACUGGAGGCAGGCAUGGAGCCCAUGAGCUGCUGUGUGUCCCUGUGCUGGCCACCAAGCUAUUGGGUGGCAGCGAUGGUGGUGACAGCAGCUGCUCAAACGUGGCUGUCCACAUGAUGGAGCUGCCAUUUCCUCCCCCUCAUGGGUUGUGGGGAGAUUUGCAGUUGCUCUUUGGGAAAGGGGAGAGGGGCAUCUUCCCUUCCUGUCUUUUUAUAACUAAGGAAACAAUUUUACAAUUGUAUCAAAGAAAAGAAAGAAAGGAAACCAUCAAGCAUCCAAAUCAGAAGAUGACACAAUCAUAGAAUCCCAGACUGAUUUGGGUUGGAAGGGACCUUCAAGAUCAUCCAGACCCACCCCCUGCAUGGGCAGGGACACCUCCCACCAGCCCAGGUUGCUCCAAGCCCCAUCCAACCUGCCCUUCAACACUGCCAGGGAUGGGGCAGCCUGGGCCAGGGUCUCACCACCCUCAUAAGAAAGAAUUUAUCAAGUACAGCUGAAAUAAUUUUAAUUUAAUAAACCUUGAAAACACCCAUGAAGCUGCCAUUAACAUCUGCUUCACCCUUGGAGCCCUCACUGCUCUGACAUGAGCACCAGCUCCC
Apus apus (common swift) is the source of this 1892-nucleotide messenger RNA. RefSeq names its product CMP-N-acetylneuraminate-beta-galactosamide-alpha-2,3-sialyltransferase 2-like. The transcript is spliced from 7 exons. Bases 77 to 1018 code for a protein of 313 amino acids. Gene Ontology annotation, molecular function: beta-galactoside (CMP) alpha-2,3-sialyltransferase activity. The record is from RefSeq and is a predicted model, not a curated record. Lineage: Eukaryota; Metazoa; Chordata; Aves; Apodiformes; Apodidae.